AAAAGCGGGGAAAUUACAUAUAAUGGGCAUUUGCUUAAUGAAUUUGUGCCUCAAAAAACUUCAGCAUAUAUAAGUCAAAAUGACGUUCAUGUUGGUGAAAUGACUGUGAAAGAAACUUUGGAUUUUUCAGCAAGGUGCCAAGGGGUUGGAUCACGUUACGACCUUCUGAGUGAGCUUGCAAGAAGAGAAAGAGCAGCUGGAAUUUUUCCUGAGGCAGAAGUUGAUCUUUUCAUGAAG
This is a messenger RNA of Striga hermonthica, 237 nucleotides long. The record is from the annotation of a GenBank genome assembly. Lineage: Eukaryota; Viridiplantae; Streptophyta; Magnoliopsida; Lamiales; Orobanchaceae.